AUGAAGCACUCCACACAGUCAUGCCGUCACACAUCCCACGUGCCACUGGUGACUGGGAACAACAAGGGCAUUGGCCUCGCCAUCGCACGCGACCUGUGCCGGCAGUUCUCCAGAGACGUGGUGCUCACGGCACGGGACGAGGCGCGGGGACGGGCGGCCGUGCAGCAGCUCCAGGGCAAGGGACUGAGUCCGCGCUUCCACCUGCUGGACGUCGACGACCUGCAGAGCAUCCGCGCCCUGCGUGACUCGCGCAAGGAGUACGGAGGCCUGGAUGUGCUGGUGAACAACAUGGGCAUUGCCCUUGCUACUAAUGAUCACACACCCUUACAUAUUCAAGCAGAAGUGACGAUGAAAACAAACUUCUUUGGUACCCGAGACGUGUGCACAGAACUGCUGCCUCUAAUGAGACCCCAAGGCAGAGUGGUCACUGUGUCUAGCAUAACAAGCUUCAUAGUUCUUAACAACUGCAGCUCAGAACUUCAGCAGAAGUUCAGAAGUGAGACUAUCACAGAGGAGGAGCUGGUGGGGCUCAUGAACAAGUUUGUGGAAGACACAAAGAACGGGGUACACAGGAAGGAAGGCUGCCCUGAUAUGAAAGUACUCACAUAUGGAGUGUCAAAGAUGGGUAUCACUGUCCUGUCCAGAAUCCAUGCCAGGAAACUGAGUGAGCAGAGGAGGGGAGACAGGAUCCUUCUGAAUGCCUGCUGCCCUAGGUGGGUGAGAACAGACAUGGGUGGACCUACAGCCAUUAAAAGCCCAGAAGAAGGAGCAGAGACCCCCGUCUACUUGGCCCUUUUGCCCUCAGAUGCUAAGGGACCUCACGAGGAGUUUGUAAUGGAGAAGAAAGAUGAACAAUGGGGACCCCCCUCUCAGUUCCCUCCAUGGGUCCCAUUAUGAUACUUCCAUGAUAUGAACAAAAGGACUACACUGUUAACAAUGUUCAUAUCAGAAGAAGUAGAAGAAGAAGGAGGAGGAAAAGGAGGAGGAGGAAGAAUCACUGUCCAUACUGAGUACUUAAAUUGAAUUGGCUACUAAUUCUGGGAAGUCUUUUGUGAUUUCUUCUGUGAUACAUGAGAAGAAAAAGUGGAAUUAAUGCCAACCAACAAUGAAUGAACAUCAUAGAUGAAUAAACAAUUAUAAGUAAA
Messenger RNA from Prionailurus viverrinus (fishing cat), 1145 nucleotides. Its product is annotated as carbonyl reductase [NADPH] 1-like. The record is from RefSeq and is a predicted model, not a curated record. Lineage: Eukaryota; Metazoa; Chordata; Mammalia; Carnivora; Felidae. Gene Ontology annotation, molecular function: carbonyl reductase (NADPH) activity.